Messenger RNA from Alternaria burnsii, 699 nucleotides. RefSeq lists its product as uncharacterized. Lineage: Eukaryota; Fungi; Ascomycota; Dothideomycetes; Pleosporales; Pleosporaceae. The record is from RefSeq and is a predicted model, not a curated record. The transcript has a single exon. Bases 1 to 699 code for a protein of 232 amino acids.
AUGGACGACUGGCAGGAUGCCGCCUUCUCGUCGCGACAUAUGCACAAUCGCAAUGGUCGCGGCAGCAAGUCCAAACACACGGCCGCGUUCGAUGUGCGCAAAACAUUUGCAAGCUAUUCAGUAAAAUGUCCAGCAUGGCAGAAAGCUUUAAGUGCCAACGGAGAUGCUCCGCCGGAACAGGAUGCAUCGCUGGAGUUGUAUCGUCUCACCGAAGGUGGCGAGGGUGUCGUUGGCCGACUGUCUUUGCCAGGAGUAUUGCAAGCCUCGGUCAUCUUAGCCGGCAGUCGUGACAGUCUUAGACGAACGAUUGCAGAGGUGGAACCGGAUGAAUCGAACGAAGAGGAAGACGACGGGCACGAUGAUGAGGAAGAAGAGGAGAGCGAUAAUACCGAGCCUGAAUCUCCCGAAAAAACACGCUUCGAGACAUUUGAGAAGAACAGCUUCCGCUCCCCAAAGUUCUGGUUUCGAUGGAGCGGCGAAUUUCUGGAUGCUGCUCAAAGUGUAUCCAGAAAAACUGGCAGCCACGAAACAGAACUAGGAUACAUCGUCUUCGCUGGCAAUGAUUGUCGCAAAUUCAAAGGCACAAUUAACUGUACGAAUCUGAAGUGGAAGAAUGUAGCCAUCACGGGUCACAAGCUUGUAGCACGAUCAACAUCUGAUGCACAGGUUACCUGGGGAAAGGCGGGAGUUCCAAUAUAG